Molecule: messenger RNA, 677 nt
Organism: Rubroshorea leprosula
Lineage: Eukaryota; Viridiplantae; Streptophyta; Magnoliopsida; Malvales; Dipterocarpaceae
Source: the annotation of a GenBank genome assembly
AGAUGUGGUGGAUUUGGAUCGAAUUAUGGCCAAGUAUAAUGAGGGAGAAACCACUUUGAAAAUCACUAUGCCUAAAAGGAUUGGAGGGAUUUGUGGGUUUGAGAUUGAGGAAGAGAAGGAAGAGGAACCCCAGGAAAGAAGAAGCCAUGGUGAAAGAUAUCCAAAGCAAUGCAGACAGAGAGGAAAGCAAUGAAGAGCAAUGUGAGGAGGUUCAGGAAAGAGAGAAAAGGAGGGAGAUUGGAAGAGGAACUGGGGACACCUCAAAGUGCAGUUGAUAAGAGGAAUGGCAAAGAACAUGAAGGAUACAUUUCGGGGAAAUUGGAAGAAGCUGAAGGGCAGAACAUCCUGUUAUUCCAACAGCAUAUCCAGAAACAGAAACUGUUGAGCCUGAUACAGUCCAACAAGAAAGAGAUACAGAUCACGCAAGGGUGGAAGAAUUGCCAUCUGUUGAAGAAGAACUACUCGAAGAACCUCCAGAUGAGAUAGAAAAACUCAAAGAGGCAGAGGAAAGAGCCACGACAGAUGUAAAUUAUCGAGGGACUUAACAAGUAGAGUUACUGUUUUUUCAAAACUCCUCAAAUGGUUUCGCACGUGCAUAAUUUUGACAUCGCACGUGCAUAAUUUUGACACGGGCAUGCCAUUCACUUUGCUGAAAGCAAGAAAUAAGGAUUUUUCCA